AUGGCGGCCAACAACAUGCAGAACCCCGCGGUUGAUCCCGCGCUGGAGGACGAGCUCUUCGCGAAGGAGGUUGAGGAGGUCAAGAAGUGGUGGAGCGAUCCGAGGUGGCGCUACACCAAGCGCCCCUUCACCGCUGAGCAGAUCGUCAACAAGCGUGGCAACCUCAAGAUCGAGUAUGCCAGCAACCAGCAGGCCAAGAAACUGUGGAAGAUCCUCGAGAAGCGCUUUGCGGAGCGUGAUGCUAGCUACACCUACGGCUGCCUUGAGCCCACUGCUGUGACCCAGAUGGCCAAGUACCUCGACACUGUCUACGUGUCUGGCUGGCAGUCGUCUUCCACCGCCUCGUCCACUGACGAGCCUGGCCCCGAUCUUGCUGACUACCCCUAUACCACCGUCCCCAACAAGGUCGGCCACCUUUUCAUGGCUCAGCUCUUCCACGACCGCAAGCAGCGCCAAGAGCGCAUGUCGGUCCCCAAGGAGCAGCGCGCUAAGCUGCCCAAUGUCGACUACCUCCGCCCCAUCAUUGCCGAUGCCGACACUGGCCACGGCGGUCUCACCGCUGUCAUGAAGCUCACCAAGCUCUUCAUCGAGAAGGGCGCCGCCGGCAUCCACAUUGAGGACCAGGCCCCUGGCACCAAGAAGUGCGGCCACAUGGCCGGCAAGGUGCUCGUCCCCAUCCAGGAGCACAUCAACCGCCUGGUUGCCAUCCGUGCCCAGGCCGAUAUCAUGGGCCACGACCUCGUCGUCAUUGCUCGUACCGACGCCGAGGCCGCUACCCUUAUCACUUCCACCAUCGAUCCCCGCGACCACGCCUUCAUCCUCGGCAGCACCAACCCCAACCUGCAGCCCCUGAACGACCUCAUGCUUGCUGCUGAGCGCGCCGGUAAGACUGGCGCUGCCCUGCAGGCUGUUGAGGAUGAGUGGCUUGCCCAGGCCAACCUCAAGCGCUUCGAUGAAGCCGUUCUCGAGGCUAUUGCCAAGGGCGGCUACGCCAACGCUGAGAAGCUCGCUGCCGAGUACAAGGCUGCUGUCCAGGGCAAGCAGAUCUCGAACCGCGAGGCCCGCGCUAUUGCUCGUCGCCUCCUCGGCAAGGACAUCUUCUUCGACUGGGAUGCUCCUCGUACCCGUGAGGGUUACUAUCGUCUCAAGGGCGGCUGCGACUGCUCUAUCAACCGCGCCAUCUCGUACGCCCCGUACUGCGAUGCCAUCUGGAUGGAGAGCAAGCUGCCCGAUUAUGCCCAGGCUGAGGAGUUCGCCAAGGGUGUCCACGCCGUCUGGCCCGAGAUGAAGCUCUGCUACAACCUCUCCCCGUCCUUCAACUGGAAAGCGGCCAUGUCGCCCGCCGACCAGGAGACUUACAUCCGCCGUCUGGCCAAGCUCGGCUACUGCUGGCAGUUCAUCACCCUGGCCGGCCUCCAUACGACCGCCCUCAUCAGCCACCAGUUCGCCAAGGCCUACGCGGCUCGCGGCAUGCGCGCCUACGGCGAGAUGGUCCAGGAGCCCGAGAUGGACCAGGGCGUCGACGUUGUCAAGCAUCAGAAGUGGAGCGGUGCCAACUACGUGGAUGAGCUGCAGAAGAUGGUGACGGGCGGUGUGAGCAGCACUGCUGCCAUGGGUAAGGGUGUGACGGAGGAGCAGUUCCAUUAA
Molecule: messenger RNA, 1647 nt
Organism: Thermochaetoides thermophila DSM 1495
Lineage: Eukaryota; Fungi; Ascomycota; Sordariomycetes; Sordariales; Chaetomiaceae
Product: isocitrate lyase-like protein
Exons: 5
Coding region: 1-1647 (548 amino acids)
Biological process (GO): carboxylic acid metabolic process
Molecular function (GO): isocitrate lyase activity
Source: RefSeq, a predicted model, not a curated record